AUGCAGCACAAGAGGAAGCAACAGCCCACAGGGGCUGCGCAGAAUCCCCAGAAGCGCCAAAAGUCCGCUGGUGGCAAGCCUGCGGCCCCGAAGAAGCGCAAGGUCGCCGUCAGCGCGCUGCCAUGGAAGACGGUCGAGGUUCCCGAGAUGUUCGAUGAUGCCGAGGGCUUCUACGGCUUGGAGGUUAUUGAGGGCGUUGAUGUCGUCAAGCAUGGCGAUAACGUCGAGUUUGUCGCUGCUAUUCCCUCUGGCGACGAGGAGGAAAACGGAAACGAAGACGAGUUUGAAGGCUUUAGCGACUCUGAGCCCGCGCCUGCGCCUAUGCCUGCGCCUGCACAACCCGAUACGGUAAUGGAGGAGGCAGAGGCAGAACCAGAACCAGAACCGAAGCCCGAGAGCAAGAAGACCAAGAAGGAGAAAAAGGCCGCAGCCAAGGCAGAGCAAAAGGCACAAAAGGGGGCAACGACAAAGGAGGACAAGCCUACAGACAAGGCCGACGAGACAAACGGCGCUACCCUCGCAGCCGAGCCCGAGGGCAAGAAGAAGAAGGAAAAGAAGCAAAAGAAGGCUCAGCCCAAACCGGAGGAUGCCAAGCUCCAGAGCAACGUCUUCAAGGCACUCGAGGAGGUUGAGGAGGCCGAGGAGGAUCUCGACAUGGCCCCCUGGGUGGAUAUCGGUCUCUCCCCCGCUACCGUUGCGGCCAUUGCCAAGCUGAAGUUUGCGAAGCCGACAAAGAUCCAGAGCUCGUCGAUACCCGAGAUCCUCGCCGGCCACGACGUCAUCGGAAAGGCCUCUACGGGUUCCGGUAAGACGCUGGCGUUUUCGAUCCCCAUUGUGGAGGAAUGGCUCGAAAGAUUUGAGGGAAAGGAAGACGAGAAGAAGCCGGAUAACACCCCCUUUGCGCUCAUUCUUUCGCCGACGAGAGAAUUGGCACACCAAAUCACCAACCACAUCAAGAGCCUAUGCGCCGGUCUACCCCACUCGCCAUUCGUUUGCUCGGUGACGGGAGGUCUGUCAGUCUUCAAGCAACAGAGACAAUUGGCCAAGGCGGACAUCGUCAUUGGUACGCCAGGUCGUCUGUGGGAGGUCAUCAGCUCGAGCACGGAACUGCUCAAGGGGUUCAGGCAGAUCAGGUAUCUGGUAGUCGAUGAGGCCGACAGACUUUUGAGCGAGGGACACUUCAAGGAGGCUGGGGAGAUUCUCGACGCCCUCGACCGUGAGGUUGUCGAAGAGGACGAUGACGAGGAUGAAAAGGAGCUCUCGGAACGGCAGACGCUCGUCUUCUCUGCCACGUUCCAUCAGGGACUGCAACAAAAGCUGGCUGGCAAGGGCAAAUGGGGUCUCAUGUCGGAGACGGAGAACAUGGAGUAUCUGCUAAAGAAGCUCAACUUCCGCGAGGAAAAGCCAAAGUUUAUCGACGCCAACCCCGCGAAGCAGAUGGCUGCCGGUCUCAAGGAGGGUCUCAUCGAGUGCGGUGCCAUGGAAAAAGAUCUCUACCUCUACACAAUCCUCCUCCUCAACCCCAACCGCCGCACUCUAGUCUUUACGAAUUCCAUCAGCGCCGUCCGCCGCCUAACUCCCAUGCUCCAAAACCUCAACCUCAACGCCAUGGGCCUCCACUCCCAAAUGGCCCAAAAGGCCCGUCUCCGCUCCGUCGAAAAGUUCACAGCCACAAAGGCCAACACCACAUCCGUCCUCAUCGCCACCGACGUCGCCGCUCGCGGUCUCGAUAUCCCCGGUAUCGACCAGGUCGUGCACUACCACGUCCCCCGUGCCGCCGACAUGUACGUCCACCGCUCCGGUCGUACCGCGCGUGCCGAGAAGACCGGUCUGAGCAUCAUUCUCUGCGGGCCGGAGGAGGUCGUGCCGACGCGCAGGCUCGCGGCCAAGGUGCACGAGAAGCACUCGAGCAAGAAGAAGUACUUUAUGCGGACCAUUGACAUUGAUCGCCGCAUCGCGUCCCGUCUCAAGCCCAGACUCGACCUGGCCAAGAAGCUGACAGACGCGACGCUCGCCAAGGAGAAGGGCACAAAGGACGAGGACUGGGUCAAGGCGGCUGCUGAGGAGCUCGGUGUGGAGUACGACAGCGACGAGCUGGAAAAGGCGGGAACGUGGACGGGUCGUGGAAGUCAGCGGAAGAAGAAGCAACAGGAGGAUAAGAACAUUAGCAAGGCGGAGAUGGGAGCGAUGAGGGCCCAGCUCCGCGAGCUGCUGUCGAAGCGCGUCAAUGCCGGUGUCAGUGAAAAGUACAUCACGUCGGGUAACUUGGAUAUCGAGGAGCUGCUGCGAGGCGGUACGGGAGAUUUCCUGGGCAAGGUUGACGGCCUGGACUUGGAGGAUUUGUAG
This is a messenger RNA of Colletotrichum orchidophilum, 2346 nucleotides long. Its product is annotated as DEAD/DEAH box helicase. Gene Ontology annotation, cellular component: nucleolus. The record is from RefSeq and is a predicted model, not a curated record. The coding region runs from base 1 to 2346 and encodes 781 amino acids. Gene Ontology annotation, molecular function: RNA helicase activity; nucleic acid binding; ATP binding. NCBI's taxonomy places the organism in Eukaryota, Fungi, Ascomycota, Sordariomycetes, Glomerellales, Glomerellaceae. The transcript has 3 exons.